AUGCGACAGUAUCGCACAUCUAGCAAGGGGCCACAUUGCGCAUUCCUUCCCCUUGGCGGCAGAUGCCCACCCUCCUACUAUAAUGAUUUCCCUAAGCGUCACAACUGUACCCAAAGAUAUGGGCGAGAAAGCAUCGACGAUAAUAUCGCUACUCUACAGGCUCUGGGUGAAGCAGCGGAUGCGCCGCAGUAUGAUGCUGAGAUGCUAGGAGAAGCCUUUACAUCCGGCGCAAACGAGCAUAUGGUGGAGCAAAUCGGGAGUCGUUUGACUAAGUUGAAAACUUUAGAAAGCAGGCUCGGUGUCAAUGCGUACCCAGAGGUUUCAGCCGAUGCGGUGACCGACAUGGACAACAUUGCCCUUAUUAUUUCAAACCAUAGGGAUCUCAAGAAUAACGAGGAAUUGGAAUCUGUAAGUUAUCACAUAUACGGCCGUAUCAAGGCGAUGCGUUUCGAUGGGAUGUUUGUGGUUAUCGAGGACGUGAAGGGUAACGAGUUGCAGGUUAUGUUCCGUCGUAAGCAGACCAUCGAGGUCGCCAACAAAACUUACGAUUCCGAACGCAUCGGCCAUAUUUUAGACAUUGGUGAUAUAAUUGAUGUACGUGGUCAUAUAAAGAGGACCUCGACCGGCGAGCUUACUUUGGUGGGCCGUUCCGUGGCUAUGCUUGCAAAGUGUCUUUUGCCGAUGCCUGAUGGGUUCCAUGGUCUUAAGGAUAUCACAACACGGCAGAGAUUACGUCAUGUAGACAUCAUGACAAACCGAGAUUCGAAGAAUCUGUUAUUACAGCGUUCCCAUAUAAUUUGGCACCUGCGCAAGUUUCUACAUGAUAGGGGUUUUGUUGAGGUCGAAACUCCCAUCCUUCAGCAUUUAUACAGCGGUGCACAUGCUACCCCUUUCAAGACACAUUCCGAGGCCCUUGGAGAUGACCUUUAUCUGCGCAUUGCACCCGAAUUCUACCUCAAAAGGCUGAUCGCUGGUGGUUUCGCUGAUAAGAUUUUCGAGAUUGGCAAAUGUUUCCGUAACGAGGGUACAAGCACUCGUCACUCUCCUGAGUUUACUAUGAUAGAGUUAUAUCAACAGCUGUCCAAUGCUGAAGACAUGAUGCGUUUAAUGGAGGAUAUCGUCGUGACCCUGUCUGAGGGAUUGGGCACUUCCAUCCCCAAGUUCACUAGGAGGACUAUGAACGAGUUAAUAAGGGAGCACACUGGGAUAGACGUUGAAGGUUGUAGUAGUGAAGACCUUUUGUCAAUAUUAAAUGACCGUGGUGUUGACACUACGCCUUUGUCUGCUAUGACUCGUGGUAAUUUGGUAUGUGCGUUGUUCAAAGAUGCAGUUGAGGAUCAUAUUACGGAACCGACUCACGUUACGGAUUUUCCUGCCGAUUCUUCACCACUCGCUGCUGCAGUAGGCUCGCAUGGCCGCGUAUUUGAGUCAUACAUUGCAGGUCUAGAGGUUGCUCAUGGCUGCACCGAGGAGUGUAACCCUGUUGAGCUUUUGCGCAAGCUGGACGGCUGUGGUCUUGAGGGUUUGGGUCAUGCGCGUGAUACUGAGUUUCUAAACGCUGUUGCUUACGGCCUAACUCCCACGGCAGGUCUUGGUAUUGGCAUUGACCGUCUUGUGAUGGCGUUAACUGGCGCGUCUAGUAUAAAGAAUACUCAGACGUUUCCGUUAUUGAAAACUGUAGAAUAA
This is a messenger RNA of Babesia sp. Xinjiang, 1686 nucleotides long. It is a transcript of the gene lysS, whose product is annotated as Lysine--tRNA ligase. The record is from RefSeq and is a predicted model, not a curated record. Lineage: Eukaryota; Apicomplexa; Aconoidasida; Piroplasmida; Babesiidae. Gene Ontology annotation, cellular component: cytoplasm; cytosol. Gene Ontology annotation, molecular function: tRNA binding; ATP binding; lysine-tRNA ligase activity. Bases 1 to 1686 code for a protein of 561 amino acids. The transcript has a single exon. Gene Ontology annotation, biological process: lysyl-tRNA aminoacylation.